This is a messenger RNA of Zychaea mexicana, 486 nucleotides long. Its product is annotated as Spo7-like protein-domain-containing protein. The transcript has 4 exons. Gene Ontology annotation, cellular component: Nem1-Spo7 phosphatase complex; cytoplasm. Gene Ontology annotation, molecular function: protein phosphatase regulator activity. Lineage: Eukaryota; Fungi; Mucoromycota; Mucoromycetes; Mucorales; Lichtheimiaceae. The record is from RefSeq and is a predicted model, not a curated record. Bases 1 to 486 code for a protein of 161 amino acids.
AUGGAAGCAAGUAGCAGACAAUCAUUGCAUGCCGAUCAGGCAACCUACAGAGAUUUAGUUAUAUUUGAAGAACGAUUGCGGGGAAACAUGACUCGCUUACAACGACGGAAACGAAAAUACGAAGCACUGCUAGCAGGGAUUAUAGUGCUACUUGUGUACUUUUUCUAUGUCGUUUUUCUUGUUCCCAGCAAGGAUUUCGUUGUACACUUGCUAAAUACUACGGCACUAUUAGUGGCAGCAGGAAGCUUAGUGUUCAUUUAUCGAUCAGGAAUCUAUUCUGAAAAGAUUGUAUUUGCUGGAGAAUUUAUCCCACAUUGUAAUCGUACACUGCGUUCCUUCAACUUACAAUUCAACAGGCGUGGCGAGUCUGGAGUGCUAAGCUUCUAUCGCAGAAUACCCAUCGAGAUUCAACAAGGUUUUGAGGCUUAUCGGAGGCAGUACUAUGCCAGAAAACGAGCUCGACAAGCGAAACAAAAAGUCACCUGA